Molecule: messenger RNA, 234 nt
Organism: Parnassius apollo (apollo)
Lineage: Eukaryota; Metazoa; Arthropoda; Insecta; Lepidoptera; Papilionidae
Source: the annotation of a GenBank genome assembly
AUGAAAAAUUCGAGUUUAUUGGAUUGGAAUCCAAAGUCUAGUUCCUUUGAUGCUACUCCGAAAAAUAAUUUAACUAUUGACCCAAAAAUGGAACACUGUGAUGAUACAGGUGGUGGAACAACAAAUCCAAAGAAAGAGGAUCCUCUAGAUUCCAAAAUCAUAUCAUUAAUUAAAACAAGUGCUGUUGGGCUUUUCAACCAUUUGACAGUGACAGUGUUGCCCCAGAUAGCUUAG